Trichoderma citrinoviride is the source of this 1224-nucleotide messenger RNA. Its product is annotated as alpha/beta-hydrolase. The record is from RefSeq and is a predicted model, not a curated record. Gene Ontology annotation, molecular function: epoxide hydrolase activity. Lineage: Eukaryota; Fungi; Ascomycota; Sordariomycetes; Hypocreales; Hypocreaceae. Gene Ontology annotation, biological process: epoxide metabolic process. Bases 1 to 1224 code for a protein of 407 amino acids. The transcript is spliced from 6 exons.
AUGGCUUCGCUCCAACCGUCGUCUCCCCGUGAAGGGAAAGAAGUAAGGGUUGAGAGCUCUCUAGACACUCCUGUUGCGACUCCUUUCAAAGUCGAUCUUUCGUCGAGGGUGCCGCACAUGCUGGAUCUGAUUGGAAAGACCGUUCUCCCAGAGGCAGACCUCCCGGCUGCCCACGCGAGUUCCAAUAUGAGUUUGACAACGGGAAUAUCUGUUUCAACACUUAAGCAACUGCAGACUGAGUGGACGACGAGCUUCAACUGGACCAAGGAGCAGGAGCAGAUCAACACAUACCACCACUUCACGACUCAAAUCGGCUCCCAGAAAGUCCACUUCAUCCACGAAAAGUCCUCCGACCCCAACGCCAUCCCGCUCAUCCUCCUCCAUGGCUGGCCAGGCUCAUUCCUCGAAAUGCUACACCUCGUCGACGCCCUCAAGAGCAACACGACAACCCAAUCCUUCCACCUCAUUGUCCCCUCGCUCCCGGGCUUUGCCUUCUCCUCCCCCGCACCCGACGGCUGGACAAUCUCUGACACGGCCACCCUCUUCAACACGCUCAUGACACAGGUCUUGGGCUACAAGUCGUACGCCGCGCAUGGCACUGACUGGGGCUCCGGCGUGGCAUUUGACAUGCACGAUCAGUUCAAUGAGGCGGUGAAAGCAGUGCACUUGAACUUUUUGCCCUUCUUUUCGUCGACGCCGGAGGAGUUGGCGGCGCAGGGGAUUACGCUGACUGGGGAUGAUGCGGUUCAGGAGGAGAGGGCGAUGGACUUUGCGAAUUCGGGAAUUGGGUACUAUAUCGAACAAACGACGGAGGUGAACACGGUUGGCCUCGCUCUCUACGACAAUCCCGUCGGACAGCUCUCCUGGCUUGCUGAAAAGUUCAUCAUCUGGUCUGAUCCCCGCCGAGGAAAUGGUCCCUCGUUCAUGACGGACAACGAGAUCCUCAGACACGUCUCCCUGUACUAUCUCACCCAGACGUUCGACUCAGCCGCCUUUGUCUACGCGCAGAACCCCGACGGGUUCUCGCACAACUGGCGCUCGUCUACAAGCAAGCAGCCUCUCCUGUACAGCAACUUCCGGUACAACAUCUUGUUUUACCCUCAGAAGCAGAUUGCGUCGAUUGCAAACCUGGUGUACUACAGCAGUGAGUUUUUCCCUGCCGUGGAUAACCCAGCUGCGUUGGCUGCUGACAUUCGCCUGAUUGGCAAGUUCUUUAAGCCUUGA